Molecule: messenger RNA, 3918 nt
Organism: Pleuronectes platessa (European plaice)
Lineage: Eukaryota; Metazoa; Chordata; Actinopteri; Pleuronectiformes; Pleuronectidae
Gene: cmtm4
Product: CKLF-like MARVEL transmembrane domain containing 4
Exons: 4
Coding region: 579-1205 (208 amino acids)
Cellular component (GO): membrane
Source: RefSeq, a predicted model, not a curated record
GCGGCCGCUGCGUGAGAGCAGGAGGAGGCAGCCUGAGCCCGUGGGUCCCCGCUGGUUCCCACCGACCUCAUCAAGUUUACAAUAGCGAACGAAACGCUCCCUCUCCGGCCUUCUCUCCCACAAUGCCUCCAUGUUUGUCCGGGUCCGGUCACGCAGCGGCUCGCGCACGGUAAGCAUUUCUGUUGUUGUUUAACCAGAACCGUCCGCGGCGAAGUGACACCGGGACUCGAACAAGUGACCCGCCUUGCAGAGUUGUAAGAGCGGCUGUUCGGAGGGAGACACGCAGCGUAGGUGGCCCGGAGGCAGCACCGCAGGGAACACGGUCACCAGGCGGAUUUUCCUGCGCUUGACGUCCGGGAGCAGGAGGAAGGGCACCCGCCGCGGCUGCUGGUUUUCUCCCCCGCGGGGAAGGAGGCUAUGAAAAGUGGACUGUCCGGUUCGUCCUCUCCAUCCACCGCCUCCUCCAGCCUGCAUGGAACACAGUGUGCCCUCCGCCACACAGCCCGGUUCUCGGUGAAUACAUGCCGUAGCAGUCCCCGGUCCAGAGUCCAGCUUCCUCCGCGAAAACCAUCAGCAUCAUGAGGACCACCGAGGAGACGGAGGGCUUCGACGCCGAGGCCUCCAACACGUCCAUGAUCUCCGGGGCCAGCAGCCCCUACCAGCCCACCACCGAGCCCGUCCACGCCAGGAACGUGUUCGGGGGGAUUCGGUGCGACGUGCACUACCUCAAGUCCUACUUCGGGAUCCUGAAGGUGGUUGAAGUGGUCCUAUCACUCAUCGGAUUCAUCUGCAUAGAGACCAUCAUGAUGUGCUCCCCCUGUGGAGGCGUCUACUUCUUUGAGUUUGUCAGCUGCAGUGCCUUCGUGGUGACAGGAGUGCUCCUCCUGAUCUUCUGCCUCAACCUGCACACCAAGGUGCCCCAUGUCAACUGGAGCCUCACGGACCUGGUUAACACGGCUGCCAGCACCUUCUUCUUCUUCUUGUCGUCCCUCGUGCUCGCCUGCAUGAACCACAACAGUGGAGCGGAAAUCGCAGCAGUGAUCUUUGGCUUCAUGGUGACGGGUGCGUAUGGAAUCAACACCUUCCUGGCCGUACGGAAAAUGCGCCUUGGCAACAGCUGUCCGAGGGCGCCGCAGACCAGCGACUACAUGAGAGCGCGCACGGCAUCUCGUGGAGAAGUGGAGGCACGACCCGAGAUCGCCUGAGAUCCGGCACACGGUCAAAAGAAAAGACAAAGAGGAAGCCACACCACCGUGGGGACAGCCGAGACACUUCUCUGCCUUCAGAACUGUGAAGUCUGUGGCAGAACGGCCUUCCCUCGCUCGCCACGCGCUUUUUGACUUCUCAUCAAACCACUUGAGCUGAGCUGUCUCGCUGCUCAGCUGCUGAACACAUCUUCACUUCACAGCCACGCUCUGUGGAGUGUGUGUGUCAGGCUGCAGGUCCACAGAGAGAGAGUCUAAACUUUCAUCCACUUAUCUUUCUGUCUGAAGGAUGAUGUCCACGAAGAACCAUUUAAGGUCGACUUCACUCCAACUGUGCAUCAGUGACGAUGGUGUUGAUAUAUAUUUUUAUUUUUUAGAUCGGUUUGUGUUUCACUGUGAAUGAAGUGAAGUAGAGGAAGGUCAGCUUUUGUACAGUUUGCUUAUAUCACGCUGCUGUUCGUAAAGUCUUUGGUAAUAAUAGAUGUGAUUGUGGAUCCAGGACGCCCCUGUACCAGAGACCCACAGCAGCCUGCAGGGAAACAGAGGCACCACGACUUCACUGGUCGCUGGUUUGUUUCCACCUGUGACGUUGAAUAUUUCAAGAUCACACUUUGAAAAAGGCCUUUCAACAUGACCUUUUAAUGACCUUUUUAUUUGAGCUACUAUUAAGAUCUCUGCCAUCGAUAAGCAUAGAGUAACAGUACAGGGUCUUUCUUCACUGCAAUAAAGACAGGAAGUGAAAGAAAAGGUCAAAAUAUCUGACUGAAACAGAAAUCCUGUUCAGACCUGAUUAACAUCCGUCCUGAGGGAUCUGAUCACUCUCUCUCUCUCUCUCUCUCUCUCUCUCUCUCUCUCUCUCUCUCUCUCUCUCUCUCUCUCUCUCUCUCUCUCUCUCUCUCUCUCUCUCUCUCAGGACAGAUGUCAAUACCACGUCUGAACAGAGACAGAUUUACUUAUUCACAACACAAUCUAAAACAACGGGUUUGAUUCUAUUACGAGACCAAAGUAAGAGUUCAUAACACUCCAUUCCAUGAAUUUGAUCCCAGAUUGUUGUAAUUAAUAUAUAUAUUAAAUAAGAAUGAAAAGAAAUUGAUAAUUGAAGUCUAUGUGAGCCAGGAGAUGAAAGGUAACCAUAUUUUCCUAUAAGACGUUUUAAGCAACUCAAUUUGUCGAACACCAGCAGGGGGGCUGGUCCAGAUCGAUGUCCUCGGCCUGAACUGAACCUCAGGAAUCGAACCCACUCCGUCAUUCUUAGACAACAUUUGAAAUGAAAUCACAGGGUGCCUCGACGUGAACGCUGUAUCUCCCACUGCCUUCUAAAUUAUCACACGAGACGGGACCAUCACAGAGGUUUAUAAUUCAUUUAUAAUACAAAAAAAGCAAGGUGGAGACAUUGGGAUGGACAUAUGGUACAUUUAACAGCAUUUAACUCUGUAUUUAACUCUUUGAAUUAAAUGUCAGUGUAUCUACAGUAUAUUAUCACACAUUUCACUCGUUAUGAAGUCUGUCAUCCCACAUUGCAGCUCGUUUUAGUCCUUCCUGUUCGACCAGUGUAGUCGACAAGGAAACAGGAAGUUUAAAAAAAAAAAAAAUCUAAUCUUUGCUUAUUUUUUAGUUUAAAGGAAGAAAUGCUUAUUUAAGUUGUGUCAUCUCUCAUCGUAGUGAUGUAUUGAAGCAACACUACAGUUACAAAUGGUUGUGUUUUCUUUGUUGUGUGUGACCCCUGUGUGUAUAUUUGGCUCGGGGUGAGUAUGUGCAGGGUCUGUGUUGACUCUGUGGCUCCAUCUCCUGGUCGACAUCAUUGUGUGCGUGUGUGUGUAAAAGGACCAGAAGUGUAAUUGUGUGUGAAAAAUAAAACUGUGUGCUUUUUAAAUAGCCUCAGAGGUUUUCACACUACACAAUAUGUUUGAAUAAUCAGACUUUUCUCAUGUUUUCAAAUAAUUUAUAUGAUAUCUUUUGAUCUAGCGACUGAAAGAAUUGUACGGAAAGACAAUCACGUGUAUUUAUAUCCGUCACUUAAAGGUUCAGUGUGUAAGAUUUAGGUGCAAGGGAUCUAUUGGCAAAAAUGGAAUAUUAAAUAAUCCUUGUGAUGUUUUCACUUGUGUGAUUUAUUUAAAUUGAACAAAUGUUGUUUUUCUUACCCUAGAAUGAGCCCUUCAUAUUUAAAUACUUUAUAUUUACAUCAGGAGUGGUUCCUCUCUAUGGAGGCAGCCAUGUUUUUUACAGGAGCCCAAACUGGACAAACUAAACAUCUUUUGAGUUUUUAUGACAACUGAAGGCGACCACAGGUUCUCCUUCAUGUUUGGGAGGGGAGGGUGAGAUGAGGGGUAUUCAGCUGCAACAUGCAAUGACACCACUAGAUGUCACCAAAGUCUACACAAUGAACCUUUAACCUUGAUUCAUAUAUAAUUUUUUUUUGAGUGACACUAUAACAAUUAAUCACCUAAACUAUUGAACAGCAGAAAAAUCAUUCAAGCGCAUUUUACUAUUUGUUUUUUAAAAGCUUAAUGUACCAGCCAUUGCUACAGUAUGUCAUGAAGAAUAUGUAUUUAUGGAGAAAGAAACGUUUUGUUUCCAGGUUGUGAUAUAAACAGUUUACACACAUCAGGUGUAAAUGAAUGAAUGUUUGAAUGAAAUUAUAAGUGAGAUGCUAAUUUUCUUCCCUUUUAACUGUGUUAAUAAAUCCAAUACAGUGUGUCGUGUACAGCACGGA